AUGUCACUUAAACUUACAUAUAUACUUGGCAAUCCAAGAGCUGGUAAAAUAAUAGUGGCUGCCCAAUUAGCCAAUGUCUAAAUCAGCAGUGAUUUUGUAGAAUACAAAUCCUUAGAAACCCCUGCCUUUUUGGCUAAGAAUCCAGUUGGCAAGAUUCCAAUUUUAGAGACCCCUGAAGGAUAUCUAACUGAAAGCAACGCCAUUUUAUAGUAUGUUGCCAGAGGAACACCUUUGGUUGGAGUGACAGAUUUCCAACAAGCCAAAGUUAGACAAUGGUUAGACUUCACAUCCCUUGAAUUGGAACCUACUCUCCUUGGUUUGUUAUUGCCAAUCCUUGGUUAUGAAUAGACAACACCCUAAAAGUAAGAAGAAGUUAAGAAAGAAUUAAAUUGGAAAUUAAAAAUAUUAGAAAAUCAUUUUAAGGCAAAUAAUUUUUUAGUUGGCGAAUCAUUGACAAUUGCUGAUUUAAAUUUAGCAUCUUACUUCUAAGGAUUAUUUAGUUUUGCAUUUGAUAAAUAAUUUAGAGGAACCAUUCCAAAUAUUUCAAGAUGGUACAAACACAUCUCUGAAUUACCAGCAUUUGUGGACUAUUAUGGAAAAACCAAAUAUUGUGUAAAAGCUUUCCCAUUUUAAUAUGAAUAAUAGUAAUAAUAAUAAUAAUAAUAAUAACCACAAUAAUAAUAACAAUAAAAAUAAUAAAAAUAAUAAGCUUAAAACGCCCAAUAAGCAUAAUAAUAAAAGCCUGCUCCAAAAGAAGAAGAUGAUGAAGAGAAACCAAAAAAAUAAUAAUGUGAACUUGAUUUAUUACCUUAAUCUACUUUCAAUAUUGACGAUUGGAAGAGAUAAUUUUUGGCUUCUAAAGAUUUCGCUGCUGAAUUCAAAAACUUUUGGACCAUUUUUGAUUCUUAAGGAUGGUCAAUUUGGAUUAUGAAAUACAUUAAGGCUGAAUAAGAGGGAAAGGUUUUGAUCUCCUUUAGAAAUAAUUGCAAUGGAUUUUUAUAAAGAACUGAUCCUCAUUUCAAAAAAUGGGCAUUUGCUAUUCAUGGUGUCUAUGGAGAUGUACCAGAUCUUCAAAUCAGUGGAGCUUGGAUAUGGAGAGGAACUGAAGUCCCAUCAUUUUUAAAAGACCAUCCAACAUUUGAAUACUUAUAAUUGACUAAGCUUGAUGCUUCUAAACCAUAAGACAGAGCAUUAUUCGAGGAAUAUUGGCUUAAUUAGACUGAAGAUGAAUCAAAAGUUUAAGGACUUACAGCAAGAGCAUUAUAUUAUUUUAGAUGAAUUAAUAAUGUAUAAAAACACACACAAAUUUCAUAAUGUACACAAA
This is a messenger RNA of Paramecium tetraurelia, 1324 nucleotides long. RefSeq lists its product as uncharacterized. The transcript has 4 exons. The record is from RefSeq and is a predicted model, not a curated record. Gene Ontology annotation, biological process: translational elongation. NCBI's taxonomy places the organism in Eukaryota, Ciliophora, Oligohymenophorea, Peniculida, Parameciidae. Gene Ontology annotation, molecular function: translation elongation factor activity. Gene Ontology annotation, cellular component: cytoplasm; nucleus.